Messenger RNA from Malaclemys terrapin pileata, 3987 nucleotides. RefSeq names its product alpha-2-macroglobulin-like. The transcript has 34 exons. Gene Ontology annotation, molecular function: endopeptidase inhibitor activity. Lineage: Eukaryota; Metazoa; Chordata; Testudines; Emydidae. The record is from RefSeq and is a predicted model, not a curated record. The coding region runs from base 1 to 3987 and encodes 1328 amino acids. Gene Ontology annotation, cellular component: extracellular region.
AUGGUGCACUGGGGAGUUGGGCCCUCACUAGUGCUGCCCAAGUACAAGGUGUCGGUGAAGCUGCCCAAGAAAAUCACCAUCCAGGAUGAGGAGCUGAAAGUGGCUUUCUGUGGUCUAUACACCUAUGGGACCCCUGUCCCCGGCCUCGUGAAUGUCCGUGUAUGCCGGAGAUUCUCCCAGUACAGGUCACGCUGCUAUGGAAGAGAGGCCGAGGCUGUGUGUGAGGAAUUCACCAGACAGGCGGACGUUCGAGGCUGUGUCUCCAAUGUGGUGAAGACUAAAAUAUUCCAGCUCAAGCGAAAGAGUUAUGAGAUGAAAAUUGAGGUUGAAGGCAAGAUCACGGAAGAGGGUACAGGAGUGGAGUUAACUGGGACAGGCUCCAGUGAGAUCACAGGCACCAUGAGCAAAAUCAGCUUUGAACAGGUGGACUCUCAUUACAUACCAGGGAUCCCCUUCUCUGGGCAGACUUUAAGCUGCGGUUCCAAUGAGAUGGUCCGGGUGCACUACAUCCUGAAGCCAGAGGCCAUGGGGGAGCAGAAGGAAAUCGUCUUUUACUAUGUGGUGGUGGCCAAAGGAGGCAUCGUGAGGGCAGGCACCAAGGUGCAUCCCAUAGGGGAUGGAGAACAUAUCCAGCUAUUUGAGCUGAGGCUCCCUGUGGGGCCUGAUAUCGCCCCCCUGGCCCGGGUACUCGUAUACACCACUUUACCCAGCGGGGACGUUAUCGCCAGUUCCGAAGAUUUCAAGAUUGAAAACUGCUUUGCCAAUAAGGUUGACUUGCAUUUCUCUCCGGACAAGGGUCUCCCCGCCUCCGACACUCACCUCCAGAUCGGAGCCUCCCCGGGCUCCCUGUGCGCCGUCCGUGCUGUGGACAAGAGCGUCCUCCUCAUGAAGCCUGAAUUCGAGCUCUCGCCCAGCUCUGUGUAUAAUUUGCUCCCAGUGAAGGAGAUCAGGGGUUAUAAUUACCGAGAGCACCAUUUGGAGGAAGAAGACAAUAACCCUUGUGUGAAACUCGACGUCAUUAUAAACGGAUUCAUCUAUGGACCCAUUUCUCCUGACGGUGAAGGGGACGCCUACAAUGUUCUCAAGGCGAUGGGUUUAAAAGUCUUCACCAGCACCAAGGUCCAGAAGCCCAGACUCUGCAUGGAGAGAAUGUCUGUCGGAAGUGCUGAUUUGGCCGUGACCAUCCCCGACACCAUCGCAGAAUGGAAAGCCAACGCGUUCUGCACUUCAAGUGACACUGGCUUUGGCCUGUCCCCAACCGUGUCCCUCAGAGCCUUCCAGCCCUUCUUCGUGGAGCUCACCCUGCCCUACUCUGUGGUGCGCGGCGAGGCCUUCACACUAAGGGCCACUGUCUUCAACUACCUGACCCACUGCAUCAGGGUCAGCAUCUCACUGGCUCCAUCUGAUGACUUCCGGGCUACCCCUGUGGAGAAGGAAGAAGAAUCUUAUUGUCUCUGUGUGAACGGACGGAAAACAGUGUCUUGGGCUGUGACCCCAAAAUCUCUGGGUAAUGUGGAUUUCUCAGUGAGCGCUGAGGCCCUGAAGACAGAUCUACCCUGCGGGAACGAGGUAGUGGAGACCCUGGACAAAGGGCGGAAGGACACGGUGAUCAAACAGCUGUUAGUGGAGCCUGAAGGGUUUGAGAAGGAAACGACCUACAACUUCCUGCUCUGGGCAGCUGGAAAGACAACGCCGCAGCCAAUGUCCCUGAAGCUCCCAGAAAAUGUGGUGCAGGGCUCGGCCAGAGCCUAUUUCUCAGUGCUGGGCGAUAUCCUGGGCACAGCCAUGCAGAACCUGCAGCAGCUCCCCCAGAUGCCCUUCGGCUGUUGGGAGCAGAACAUGGUCCUGUUUGCCCCCAACAUCUACAUCCUGGACUAUCUGAAUAAGACGGGGCAGCUGAGCGAGGAGACCAAAUCCAAGGCCAUCGGAUACUUAGUCAGCGGUUACCAGACACAGCUGAAGUACAAACACCGGGACGGCUCCUACAGCACUUUUGGGCCACGUUAUGGGCAAUCAGGGAACACCUGGCUGACGGCCUUCGUCCUCAAGUCCUUCGCGCAGGCCCGCUCUCACAUCUUCAUCGAGGAGAAGCACAUCCAGGAUGCCCUGGCCUGGCUCACUGGCAAGCAGAAGGAAAACGGCUGCUUCCGCAGCUCUGGGACGCUCCUGAACAAUGCCAUAAAGGGCGGGGUGGACGAUGAGGUCACGCUCUCUGCCUACAUCACCAUCGCGCUGCUGGAGAUUCCUCUGCCCAUCACUCACUCUGCGGUCCGUAAUGCUCUGUUCUGUCUGGAGACGGCCGCAGAGCAGGGAGGAAACCACGUGUACACCAGGGCGCUACUGGCCUACGCCUUUGCCCUGGCGGGGAAGGAGGAGAAACGCAAGGCAUUGCUGGACUCGCUUGACAAGGAAGCUGUGAAAGAGGAUGGCUCCAUUCACUGGCAGAGGCCUGGGAAGGAGCCGAAAGCUGAUCUCCCCUUCUAUCACCCCCGUGCUCCUUCCGCCGAGGUGGAGAUGACGUCCUACGUGCUCCUCACUUACCUCACCACUCAGCCGGCGCCAUCCCAAGAUGACCUGUCAUUAGCAGCUCAAAUUGCAAAGUGGAUCAGCAAGCAGCAGAAUCCCAAUGGGGGCUUCUCCUCCACCCAGGACACAGUGGUGGCGCUCCAGGCACUGUCCCGAUAUGGAGUCUCCACCUAUGCCAAGAGCGGAGGAGCAUCCACAGUGACCCUGCAAUCCACAGGGAACUUCCAGUCCCAGUUCCAGGUGGAUCACACGAACCGUCUGUUGCUCCAGCGUGUGGCACUGCCAGAGGUGCCAGGGGACUACAGCACGGGGGUGACAGGAGAAGGAUGUGUCUACGUGCAGACCAGCCUGAGGUACAAUGUGCUCCCCAAGCCGGGCGAGGCGCCAUUCGCGCUGGAGGUGCACACAGUCCCCAAGACAUGUGACAGCGCCAGGGCUCAAAGGACCUUUAACAUCGCCAUAAACAUCAGCUACACAGGGAAACGCCCCGUCUCCAACAUGGUCAUCGUUGACGUUAAGAUGCUGUCAGGAUUCGUACCUAUGAAGUCAUCAGUGAGAAUGCUGGAAGGACAUCACCACAUCCACCGCACAGAACUGAGCACCAACCACGUGCUGCUCUACAUGGAGCAGGUGAGCAAUGUGACUCGGAGCUUCUCCUUCGCGGUGGAGCAGGACUUCCCCGUGCAGAGCCUGAAGCCGGCACUGGUGAAAGUGUACGAUUACUACGAAAUGGAUGAAUUUGCCAUCGCUGAGUACAGCGCCCCCUGCAGCAAAGGGCACCCUGCUUCAUCCCCCACAUGGCGUCUGGUUGCCCUGACUUUCCUCACAUUGUGCUUGGCAUUGCUGCUAGGGCUGUUAGCCCUGGGAAUUGUGUUUUUUCAGGUUUCCAGUGACUUCCAGAAGCAGAUUGGAAACCUCAAGCGAAACCAGGAAAUUCUGCAAACAAGUUCCUCAAAAAGGCCACAAGACAUGAAAGACAAUUUGUGUCUGAAAGGGGAAGAAAAAAAUAAGAAUAAUGGACCAAAAUGUACACUCUGCCCUGCAAACUGGCAAUGGAUGGGAGGUGACACCUGCUUCUACAUGUCAAGAGAGAAAAGGCCCUGGAAGCAAAGUCGAGAAUUCUGUUCCUUACAGAAUUCCACCCUUCUCAUGCUACAGGACAAGGAGAAGCUGAACCAUGUACUGCCAAAGGGCUCCUAUACACAAUAUUACUGGAUUGAUUGGUGUACAUCUGAAAGGAACAGCUGGUAUUGGGAGGAUGGCUCAGCUCUUUUGACACAGAGAGCAGGUUGGAUUGACUUGUAUGCAUCCUAUAAUUGUGGCUACUUAUGUGGAAUUAAAAUUAGCCCUAUUAAUAACUACUGCACGGAGAAGCACUUCUGGAUCUGUGAGAAAGCAGCUGUUGAGCUAAGGUACAGUGACAUCACCAAAAGGCACAUUAGUGCUUUCAGUACGAGAUAA